CCGACCGCUUGGCUCAGACGCGGCGGUUCUGAACGCCCCAAAACGGUGAUGUUCCGUGAACAGACGUAUUAGCCAGAGGAGCGAGCCCCCUCCAGAGACCCCCCCACACCUGCCGCUGAGAACCCGGAGAAGUAACAGGCUGCAGCGGGAGAAAGUUUCCUGCUCGCUGUUGAACCUCAUUUGUUUUAGAACCACCAUGUGCACCUCUUUUAUCGGUUAGACCCAGAGCCCGGACUCUCUUCUCGCCGGUUCCUCCGCUCGCCUGUCGCCGUCACAUCGUGAUGCCAAGACGUCUGAUCUCGGUCCAGAUCCAGGAUCUGCCAUUGUAACGGGAUCUUCUGUUUGGGAGGGAAGGGGGGGCAUAUGCUCUCCUGGUCUCUGUGCAAGAAGACCAGAGGACCCCGCAGAGAUAGAACCACCAGUAGUUUGUAGAUGUUCGACCAGAACACGACUAUGGGCGAUGGGAGCCACCGAUGUGGAACCAACCCGCUGUGUCCGGACCGAAUGGAGGGAAAGUGUCGCACCGAGAUUGGAAGCCGAUCGCCGGUACAAAGCUCCUCGGACACCCCGGGCACAUCAGCCUCCACUCCGACCUCCUCCAGCGAAGAGGGACACGACAAACUUCUGGGAGUUGACCCGGACUACUGCAGGAGGAUCCUCGUGAGAGACGCCAAAGGGACCAUCCGAGAGAUCGUCCUGCCGAAAGGCCUGGACUUGGACCGGCCCAAGAGGACUCGAACAUCCUUCACCGCUGAACAACUCUACCGCCUGGAGCUCGAGUUCCAACGUUGCCAGUACGUGGUGGGGCGGGAGCGCACUGAGCUCGCGAGGCAACUGAACCUGUCCGAGACUCAGGUGAAGGUUUGGUUCCAGAACCGGCGCACCAAGCAGAAGAAAGACACCACUAAGGAUUCAGACAAACGUUCUUCUUCUUCGUCGGAGUCCUUGGCCACUUGCAACAUCCUGCGGCUGCUGGAGCAGGGUCGCCUUCUGUCGGGCCCCGCUCCCACUCCAAACCCCCUUCUGGGGCCACCGCCACACCCCGCCAACGGCUCUCUGCUCAGCAGCCCGGGCGGCGCCUCCUCCACCUCCCCUGGCAUCAGCAGCAGCACCCCUCCAUGUUCCCUGGCGGGAGCCACUUUUGGGCUGUCGCUGCCUUCGCUGGGAGGCACCCCGCCCUCACCACGCCUGGGUGUUCCCCCACCUCACUCCCUCUGCUUCUCCAUGCCGCUGCUGGGCGGCGCACACCACGAACUCACGUCCGGCUACGGCUGCGGUUCCUCAGCGUUCGAGCCAUACAUGCGGCUGGACAGAAAGGAGGCCGAUCUGAGCGGGAAGAAGACAGUCUCUUAAGUGUUUUGACCAAAUCGGAGGAACCCUUACCCCUAUCUCCAGGACCUCAUUCGGGCGCCUGGAUCAUCAGACGGUGCUUUUCUGCUGUGUGACAGAUGGUGACAUGACUGCGUGAUGACGCCUCCCAUUUAAAAAAAAGGAAAGAAAACAAAACUUUCAAACUGGGGCUUUUUUAAUCACUGCUCUCUUUGCGGUCGUCCCAAACAAGUUUUUUUUUUUCCGUCCAGUGAGUUUGUGUGUGUGUUUCUUCUAUACUGGCCUUCUAGGGGAAAAAAUUCUGACUGAAUCUGCAGUUUUCUGUAAUGUUUUCCAUUUUUAGUUUUUGUGGAUUCUUACGAUGGAAGAAAGACUAAAAGAAGAAUCGUAGCAUUUAAAUAUCAGUCUGUUGUCGUCCAGCGGUAGUUUUCCUGUAAAUUCUUGAUUUGGUUGUGUUCGUGAAAUAACGUGGUGGUAUCUGGACAAAUCACACAUCUGGAUCCAGUAGUGGAAAACGGAAGAGUAGUUGUGUGAGGACGCUGGUAGGAUUCUGCCAAAUCAUUAGGGACGAAGACAAGAAACACCCAUCUCUGAUUCAGUCCCAAUUCCGUGUCGAAGUACGAGCCUGGAACACGUGCUCGGCUCUCUGCUGAGCCUAAAAGACGUUUUUGUUUGGUGCUAUAUAUCAUCCUUACUUUGUAACGGUUUAACAAAUAUUCUUCAUCGUUCUUAAUGCUAUGUUUGCAUCACAAAGUCACAUGACUCCAUUUUAGGUCUUCCAUUCGCUGACUCUGUUGUUUGACAGUGCAGCAGCUGUCGCUCAUGAUUUUUUAGGGGGGAGGAGGGCUGGGGGACACGCCAGUUUUUAUUGGUUGCUCACAGACUGACCACAGCAGCCGUUCAAUGUACUGAAAUGACCAUACAACCAAAAAUUUUCACAAUUUAAGUAAGUCACCGAGAUCAGAGCAGGAAAACCACUUGUGAACGUGUCAUUCCGUUCAACUCUUCACCACGUCCAGGAAUCGUUCAUGAAUGCAGAACUCGAGCGUUGUUAAAUUAUUCCUAAUUUUAUUUGAGAUUGUGUUUGUUCCUUUGUUGAUAUUUGAUUGGUUGUCUUGUUAGUCCGCCGUCUCUGCUCAAUGAAAGCACUUUACGUCUGUAGGCUCUUCUCUCUCUCCUUGUUUUGUUUGGCUUCUGAAGCAUCCUAAUGUUAUUGAGUGAAACUGGAUAUUUAUUUGUGAGGUGGAAACAUGUCUUUGGACAGGGGCUCUUGGUUAUUCAGUAAAGCUACAGUUUACAACGCUACAGACACAUGUUUAAGACCUCAAGUGGGGUCGGGGCUGCAGGCUACAUAGAGCCAGGUACCAUUGCACCCAUUCACCAGGACUCAUUCAUACGGAUGGUUUUGGGCUUGUUUGUGUGUAAACACAUGACAGCACAGCAUGAAUCUUGCUACAAUAGUUCUGCAGACCCCACUAGAGAAUGAGAGCUGCUUUACUAUAACUUCAGUGCUGACGCUUUAGUGUGAUUGAAAUGUCUUUUAUUUUAUUAUUCUUAUGUUGAGAUUACAUUUGUUCUGAAUGUUGCAGGUAUUUACUACUCAUCAUGAUUCAUCUGGUUGAUUCACCUGGAUUUCUGUGGCUUAUUUCUGGCACAGCAAUGGCACAGUGGUUAGAGGGCGAGACGGGUGCGGGGUGCACCUGUGAGGUGACCCGUCUGUGACAGGCUACACCUGCUCAGACACCACAAACACAGAAAGCAGCCUCGUUCCGCCAUGCAGCAAAAAUAAAUAAAUAAAUAAAAAGAAAACGUUUAGGAUCUACAACAUACUACGUAAAACUUGUCAGACACCACUUUCAGAAGUUAGUUCAUAGAAACAUAAUCACGAUUAAUGAUCAAUAUUUGUCAAUCAGUCGAGGACAAAAGUGUCCACUCUGUGCUAUAUUUUGAGUAUUUAAAGGUUGCCGUCACUUGCCGUCGCAGUGAUUUUGCGUUACGUUGUCAUCCUGAGGGCAGUUUUUGACCAGAUACUCCACAAAAACAGAUCAUGUGUUGGUGUUUUCAUCAGGACUGCAGUUUAAUUUGAAAAUGAUGCUGCGCUAAAGGAAGAAAAACACCCAUGAUCCUCAGUUGGUACGCAAAGGCUAGGAGCAGGUUGGUGAAGAGAUUUGUCUGGAAGCUUUUUAUGUUUGCUUCACCAUCACACUGGACUGUAGAGACAACUGGGAUAUUCUUCUAAAAGAUGCGUUGUGAGUAAUGAAGAGAUUAAGAGAUAGUUGGACAAUAUGCGGGUGCUUGACAUGAAGUUUUCAUUUGAGAAGUUAUGCUGUGGCUGUGGCAUGGAGGCAGAGAUCACGGAGCAGAUGAACCCUGCAGGAUUUUCAACUGAUUCAGGUCUCUCUGAUAAACGCACAGUUCGCCUCCCGUCUUUUAAUUUUUGUGGUGCGUAGAUGAGGAAAAGAGAAAAUGAGACGAUGUAUUUUUCUGACACAAAGCAGACCACCGCUUGCCCGCGAUCUGUACAUGUCAGAUGAGUUCACCUCUGCCUCGAGACCUCCAUUCUCUCCACAGUUAUGUGUUUUGGCUUCUUUCUCUCUGAGGUGCCAUCGUGAGGCCUGACGUGUGUCUCCAGAGAAAUCCAAUUAAGCCAGACAUCGAUAAAGCGCCACACGUGUGGACACACAAGUUGAUAUUCAAAGCCCGGGCGUAUUUACAGAUGCUUCUGUGUAGAGGUCCAUGAAAGGAUCAUGAACCUCAGACAUAUUCUCGGUGGGGUCUCCGGUCCUUUUUGCACCAGCUGGCAUCAGGUGUUUUGUUUGCUAUGUUUGGAUCAGCGGUGCCGCGGGAAGAAAAGCCCUGUUGUCUACUCAUUGCUCUUUGCUCGGCAGUGGCGCUGCUGUUGUUGAACACUAUUAUUUUCUAUAAGCACCAUCCAUAAUUCACUCUCUGCAGCAUGAAAUAUUGAGUGGGGAGAUGGAGCUGAGAGGUCAGGCAGUGGGCUUCUCAUGUAAGACCUCUCUCAAAUCCUGCUUUAGCAGCUUCUGUUGAAGUAGCUGCCCCGCUGUGUUGUCACCAAAACUGUCUUACUCUAUUUUUGAUGCAGUAUUUAAAUUUUUCAGGACAGAUUUCAUGAUAUCUAGUUGUAUUCAGCUGCAAAUUUACAGGCUGCUGGUCCAGUUGCACACAGAGAUAAAAGGCAGACUCCUCAGAGCUGUGUCUUUUUAGGGUUUGGAUACUUGGAUUAUAGAUUACAGAGAUCCUAUUUCAGCCAUGACCCAAUAUCCAUCAUCAGUACUGACUAGGAGCUGAUAGCAUCUUGAGUUAGCCCUACAAUUCAGCUUAACCGUCCCCUCACUCGAGAGACAAACCUCAAAAUACUGGAGCACUACUUGGUUGCUACUCGCUGAUAUUUCUCAUCCACAUCUUUUCAAAUGAAUGAAGUUCUCUCUGUAAUCGUAUGUGUAUUUAUGUCUACAGAACAUCAGAAACGUGAAUGACCACUGUCACUUGAUAUCAUGAAUUUUGUUGCCCUCAACAGAAAAGCCUCACACACACACCUUUUUUUUUUUUUUUUUUGGUUGAAGAGUUCCCCCUUCUCACUUUUACCCACAUGCAUGGGUCAUUCUCUCAAAUCUUCUAUGCUCUCAUGUUUAGUUUGUAAAAUUUCAUGCACAGUCAAGUGCAUGCAUGAUUUGCCUUUUUAAUGUCAAGUCAAACGCACCAGCGACAUACCAUGUAUAUAAAUAUGAAUUUAUAUUUAAAUAUAUAUAUGAAUGGGUCUUUGCACAAGUAUCUCCAUGUCCGCUCCAUGUGAUUUCAACAGGGUAAAAAAAAAUAAAAAUCUCAAGGCAAAGAAAAAAAAUUGAAAAACAGGAAAAAAGACUUCCUAAAUGCUUUAUGAUUCCUUGUCUCAUUAACAUUUUGCACUUAUUUAAAGAGGCUUACUUCUGUUGUCGGGGCUGACAGAGCUGUUUUCACGCUCGGCCAAGAUAUUGUACAAAAUGUAUAUGUAUUUUUAUUCAUAUGCAUAUAAAUAUAUGUCUAUGUAAACAGUCUCUUGUCAUUUUUUUCUA
Messenger RNA from Synchiropus splendidus (mandarinfish), 5402 nucleotides. RefSeq names its product ventral anterior homeobox 2 (gene vax2). Gene Ontology annotation, biological process: brain development; central nervous system development; neuron differentiation. The record is from RefSeq and is a predicted model, not a curated record. Bases 433 to 1353 code for a protein of 306 amino acids. Gene Ontology annotation, molecular function: DNA-binding transcription factor activity, RNA polymerase II-specific; DNA binding. The transcript is spliced from 4 exons. Lineage: Eukaryota; Metazoa; Chordata; Actinopteri; Syngnathiformes; Callionymidae.